AUGCCUCGCUCUUGCCUUGGGCUCGAAGCCACGCCGCGCCGGUUUUCCGCCUCCUCCGCGGGUCGGCCGGCGCAGCCAAGCCCUGGGCACUCGCGCUGCCUUUUCUGCGACCUCGGACGCCUGGAAGCCCUGUUGGCUGUGCCCGGUGGGAAGCCUCAGAUCGUCCGGAUGCUUGGUGUGCCUCUGCUGCAAGAAGCCAACUGCCUUCUCAGAACGUUCGCACUACGUCAAGUCUCCCUCGACAUCUACGAGUGUGCCUUGGCACAAGUCGGCGAAAUCACCCCGGAUCUGGCGCACAUUGAGGAGCUCGUGGAUGCUGCCACUGUCUCAGACAGCACUGUGGCAAAGCGCCCGCGCAAGCGGCCGGCCUCACUCACGCCGAUUCCGUCGACUCAAAUAGAUCUCUCACCAAGCCCGCUGGACGCUGACUCGGACGUCUUGCCCGACUUUGACCUCGCACCUGGACAAGCUUCAGACGACGCCAAGACCGCUGCCUUCACUGUUUGGCCAGCAACGGAAGUGCGUGAUUUCCUUGACGAUGCGAGGACCUACAAGGAUGGGCUGGCCAAUGAAUUGGGCUCCGUCCCCACAAAAUCCUUCGUGGAGCUGCUGAAGCGUGUGCCUCCGGAGGUAAUGGUCCACUUUGACCGGCUGCAAAACCUCAUGGUGGACCUACGCAGCGAGGAGGGCACUGUCUGGAAUUCUCAGGCAAAGCUUCUUUGUGACGCCUUGCUCACGGUGGCUUCCGAGGUGGAUACGUGGUGGGCAACUCAGUCGUCGGCCGCACGCAGCUGA
This is a messenger RNA of Symbiodinium natans, 795 nucleotides long. The record is from the annotation of a GenBank genome assembly. NCBI's taxonomy places the organism in Eukaryota, Dinophyceae, Suessiales, Symbiodiniaceae.